Emiliania huxleyi CCMP1516 is the source of this 1043-nucleotide messenger RNA. Its product is annotated as peroxisomal membrane protein MPV17. The record is from RefSeq and is a predicted model, not a curated record. The coding region runs from base 105 to 782 and encodes 225 amino acids. The transcript has a single exon. NCBI's taxonomy places the organism in Eukaryota, Haptophyta, Isochrysidales, Noelaerhabdaceae. Gene Ontology annotation, cellular component: cytoplasm; membrane.
UCGGCAGCGCGAUAUGACAGUCUUCCGGCUUUCUCGCGCCUAGCUGGGCCGGGUCUUCAAGCCUGGAACCUCGUGCUAACUCACUCUGAUAACCGUCUCGACCAAUGCCUCUCCUCUCCGCCGCUCUCCUCUCGCUGGCACUCCCAGCGCCGCGGCCGGCGCUCCCCGUGCUGCGAUCGCGCGUCUCCGUGCUGCGUGGAGGGCAGACGGCGAUGGGACUCGCGGGCGCACUCGGGGCCGCCUACGAGGCGCAGCUCAGCGCCCGCCCGCUGCUGACGCAGUCGCUCACCGCUGCGGCAACCUUUGCGCUCUCCGAUGUGACGGCGCAGCGCCUCGCUCCGGACGGCGCGGGUUCCGACCGCACGCGUACCGCCGUGACCGCUCUCAUCGGCCUCUGCUACUUUGGCCCCGCGCUCUACCACUAUCUUCGGUUCAUCACAUGGCUCAUCCCCGGCACGGGCCUGCAGUCGACGUUGCUCAAGACAUUUUGCGGGCAGCUCGGGUUUGGGCCCGCCGUGACGUGCGUGUUUUUCGGCGCCUUCCUGGUAAAAGACCACGGGCUGGCGGGUGGGCUCUCGCGGCUGCCGCGCAAAAUCAGGCAGGACCUCGUCGUGACGUGGGCCUCGGAGCUGUGCUACUGGCCCUUUGUCGACCUGAUAUGCUACAGCUCGGUCCCCGUCCGGUGGAUACCGCUCGGCUACAACAUCGCAAACUUCCUGUGGACGAUCUUCUUGUCGCUGCAGGCGUCAAAGGCGGUGAGAAAGGUCAGGGACGACACGUGACGCUCCGCUCUUUGUCUUCCCGCUAUUCCGCGCGUACAGCACCCCGGCCGCCCCAGAACGCAGAACGCUAGGAGAGGAGAAAGUCCGAGAAGUCGUGGCUCGUGCGCGGCGCCAGCGCGCGGCGCGUGCCCGCGUGCCCAUUGCGUGUACCUCAUUCGGUUUCGGACAUUCCUCGAUGUGUGUGCACUCACCACUCUUCCGACUUGACACGUGCUGUGCGUGCGUGGUGCGAGAGCGAUUUGUGCGAAAACGAGGAUACUA